CACCCCGGCUCUGCACGGGCGCUCCGCGCCCCGCGCCGCUGGCCUUCCUCGCCCCCCCCCCUCCAUCGGGGGCCACGCGCCAGAGGAGCGGCCUGGCCUCUCCCUCGUGGCCGUUUGAGGUAGCACAAUAGACGCCCUCAGGACCCGCACUACGAAACACGCCGCGUCGGAAAUUCAAGCUCUCCCGGCCUAGAAGGGGGGAGGCCACGCGCGAAAGAGUCGCGGGGAGGAUGCGGAAUGAUGGGAAAAAGAGGAAAUCAUGCAGGGGAGAGGGAGGGAGACCCAGAGGAUGGGAAGAACAAGAAGAGCACCACCCGUCCUCUGGGCAGGGGUGUCUCGAUGGGCUCUCUCGUCCUCUCCGCUGGCCGCGCUGCAUGGAUCCGAGCGCUCUUGGCACGGAUGGGCCCGCAACCUGCAAAAUCUGUACUGGGCCAAAACACGGGUCUGUAUCAGCAGAAUCGGACGACCCGCUUCGCCGGGUUCGCGGGAGUCUGCGCGAAGAUCGCCACAUUCCCGGAGGAUGUGGACUCUGCUGCAGCCGGCCGGGGCGGCAAUAUCUGCUAG
Prorocentrum cordatum is the source of this 564-nucleotide messenger RNA. Lineage: Eukaryota; Dinophyceae; Prorocentrales; Prorocentraceae. The record is from the annotation of a GenBank genome assembly.